Budorcas taxicolor (takin) is the source of this 4209-nucleotide messenger RNA. It is a transcript of the gene ZNF276, whose product is annotated as zinc finger protein 276. Lineage: Eukaryota; Metazoa; Chordata; Mammalia; Artiodactyla; Bovidae. Gene Ontology annotation, biological process: regulation of transcription by RNA polymerase II. The record is from RefSeq and is a predicted model, not a curated record. The transcript is spliced from 11 exons. Gene Ontology annotation, cellular component: chromosome; nucleus; kinetochore. The coding region runs from base 1 to 1824 and encodes 607 amino acids. Gene Ontology annotation, molecular function: zinc ion binding; chromatin insulator sequence binding.
AUGAAGCGGGACCGGCUCGGGCGCUUCCUGUCGCCCGCGGCGUCCCGGCAGCGCGGGAGCUCGGGCCGCGGCUGUUGUGGCGGAGGCCGGGCCCGGGGCCGCCCCGCCCACAGCGGGCCCGACGUGGCCGAGGCGGCUGCUGUGGUGGCGGCGCGGCUGGGCUGGGGCCCGGCGCGGCCCUGCGGGGACACGGGCCAGGACGGCGCAGACGAGGCAGGAACAGCCCGGGCCCUGGCCAUGGGGCACUGUCGCCUUUGUCAUGGAAAGUUCUCCUCCCGGAGUCUCCGCAGCAUCUCCGGCAGGGCACCUGGGGAGAGCUCAGAAAGGCCACCCCCUGGGGACCGUGUUUUCAUCCGGGAUUUCCAGCGCCUCCUGGGCGUGGCUGUCCACCAGGACCCAGCUCUGUCCCAGUUUGUCUGCAAGAACUGCCAUGCCCAGUUCUACCAGUGCCACGGCCUCCUCACAUCUUUCCUGCAGCGAGUCAAUGUUCCCCCGACAGGCCGCCGGAAGCCUUGUGCAAAGGUCGGUGUCCAGCCACGGAUGGGGCCGGAGGAGGGAGCGUGUGUGGUGGACCUGAUUGCUUCGAGCCCCCAGGGCCUGCGUGGCUUGGUGGGGUGGGUGCACAGACACGCGGCCAGCUGUGGGGCCCUACCUAGCCUCCAGAGGACGCUGUCCUCCGAGUACUGUGGUGUCAUCCGGGCCAUGUGGGGCUGCGACCAGGGCCAUGACUACACCAUGGACGCCGACUCCAGCUGUGGGGCCCUCUUGCUGGACAGCGCUUUGGGUGUCAAGUGGACGUGGGACAAGGAUUCAGCCCCGCGACUCCCCCAGCAUCGGGGGUUCAACCCCACCGGGGCUGCCCCUCAGAGCUCCCAAGGCAGAGCAGCUGCGGCGGGGGCUGAAACCGAGACGCUCCCCAGCCUCGACACAAGCCGGCUUCCCUCAGAUGGUGACCCAGUGGGGCCGGGGCCGGGCCCCCCGUCUCAGCCAAGCCUCCCCCGAGGUGGGGCCCCAGGGCAAUUGGGUGAGAAGCAGGUUCCAUCUCCAACCUCGGAUGAUCGGGUAAAAGACGAGUUCAGUGACCUUUCUGAGGGAGAUUUCCUGAGUGAAGAUGAAAAUGACAAGAAGCAGAACACCCAGUCCUCGGAUGAGUCCUUUGAGCCGUACCCAGGAAAGAAGGUGUCUGGUAGGAAGAGUGAAAGCAAGGAAGCCAAGAAGUCAGAAGAACCAAAAAUCCGAAAGAAACCUGGGCCUAAGCCGGGCUGGAAGGGCAAGCCACGGUGUGAGAGGGAGGAACUGCCCACCAUCUACAAGUGUCCGCACCAGGGCUGCACGGCUGUGUACCGCGGGGCCGACGGCAUGAAGAAGCAUGUCAAGGAGCACCACGAGGAGGUCCGGGAGAGGCCCUGCCCACACCCCGGCUGCAAUAAGGUGUUCAUGAUCGACCGCUACCUGCAGCGCCACGUCAAGCUCAUCCACACAGAGGUGCGGAACUACAUCUGCGAUGAAUGUGGACAGACCUUCAAGCAGCGGAAGCACCUCCUGGUCCACCAGAUGCGCCAUUCGGGAGCCAAGCCUCUGCAGUGUGAGGUCUGCGGGUUCCAGUGCCGGCAGCGGGCAUCCCUGAAGUACCACAUGACCAAGCACAAGGCUGAGACAGAGCUGGACUUUGCCUGUGACCAAUGUGGCCGGCGGUUUGAGAAGGCACACAACCUCAACGUGCACAUGUCCAUGGUACACCCGCUGACGCAGACCCCAGACCAGGCCCCGGAGGCCCCGCCCAGGCCGGCAGCAGGGCAGGUGGUGAAGGCUGAGCCCACCUGAGGGCCUGGCUGCCCUGAGCUCGGGUGGUGACUGGUUCAGGCCUGUGCGCAGAGUGGUGCCCUGAUGCGCCCCCACUCUGCGUACUGGGCGGCGAUGGUUCAGUCUGUGGCUCGCAGGAUCUUGUGGCCUCUGCUCUGGGACCAGCAGUUUCUUCUCCUAUAACCAGAGUGACUUGGGCCAGAUGCAGAUUUUAGAGAACUGAUUCCUCUUACCCACUAAAGCAAUUGAGAUUUGUAACCCACUCCGAGGAGCUGGGCAGUGCCCUGUGCAGGUCGGGUCAGAAGAGUUGGGGCUCGUGGGAGAGAUCGGGGUCCAGCACAGCCUGCCGCCUGCUCAGGAGGGCGGCACUCACUUCCGGGUCACAAUCUCCACUCAUAGCCAGCAGCUGCAACAAAACCCACAUGCUGGGCACAUUCUGCCCCCGUCCCUCCUGGGCCUGGAUGCUGGAUGCCGGCUUUCCCCAAGGCGUCCAGCAUCCUCAUGUCACACAGUGACACGGACCUAAACAGAGCCACCUUGGUGAGCACCUGGGCAUUACCUCUGCCACAUGCAAGAAGCUCCUUUCUGGGCACCGAGGUAUCAACUGCAGCAGAAACAGACGGGCAUUUGUUACCAGGCUUAUGGGGUCACCCUAGAAAGAAGAUGGGCAGUGCCAAGGUCAGGGUGCCUAGAGCCGUGAACUGUGCCAGGAGCGUCACCCCAGCCUGUCUGGAGAUGGGGCCUGGCCCUGCACCUGCCUGAGUUGGGAGCUCCCCACCAUGGGCCACAGUCCAGACUGCACCGGUCUCCCCAGCCACAAAGAGGCCAACAAGCUUCAGGUACAUGUUGAGAGCAACGUGCAGGAAGGCAUCUUCUUUGAGGAGGGCAUCUUCGUCAAAGUAGGGAAGGAGGCUGAAGGCAGACACAGGUGUCAAGUGACCUGACCUCACACGUCUGACUGGGGCUGGUGGCAGGCAGCAGGGGCACAGGCUCUCCGUCUUGAAGGACCCCUGCUGUUCCUCCCCUGACCUCCAGGCCCUGAGGGUUACCUGUAGAAGGCGACCGGCAGCAGCCUGACCUGGUGGUCGGGGGCCAGGCCAAGGAGGGUGCGCCCCAGGGGGACAUCUGUAAAACCAAGGGGCUUGUCAGCAGUGCAGGGCCCUCCCAUAGUGUCAGGGUCGGUCUCCACAAGUUGUGUGCCUGCUGACCUAGGGGUGGCAACCUCAUGCCACAGACUAGGGGGUGGGGGCUGGGUCCCUGAAAUCGUCAGGGCUCCACUAAAUUAUUAAAUGAGUCUGUAUACUUAACCAAGCACAUAAAGUUGCAAAAAUGAGUUUUUAAAGUGAGCCCCAAGGAGGGCUCCUGUGUAACCAUUUGAAAGUUGCUUCUGAAGAGAAGGACUAAGGAGUCGGCUGCAGUCUGACCUGCUCCCGCCAGAGGGCUAGGAGCCAGCACAGACAUGGUUGGCAGCCUCCGGAUCUCUUACCCGCCUCCGUCAGCUGAAAGACCAGCAGCCAGGAGAUCCUCCUCCUCUGCAGACACCCCAAGAUCUCCGCACAGAUGUCCAGAGCCCUCAGGGAGCCAAUGGCCUGUGACCCACAGAAGAACAGAACUCAAAGGUGACAGUGGGCAAGGAGGGGCUGUUUACCUGGGGCACUGCGCAGACCCUCAGGGUGCAGGGUCUGAAGGGAGACCCCACAGGGCAGGCCCAUGGCCUGGGGUUUUCUCUCCUGAGAAAGCUUUUGCCCCAAAGGUACCACACCUCCCCUGCUCAAGAGACCUAACUUAGGAGGUCUGCGGAGAAAUGGGGAUCCAUGGUUUCAAGUGCCCUGGGGGCAGGGGCUCGCCACCCUGUCCAGUGUGGGAGAGGGUCUGACAUACCUGUGGAGUCAGAUAUGAAGAGAGCAGGCCCAUCAAGGAAAAGAAAAACAGGGAAACGAACAGCUACAAAUAAAAACACAUCCACUCACAACGUAAGACUACCUGUAUUCUGUUCCCUGAGAGUAUAAGUAAAAAAAAUUCCUCACUGAUUGAGUGUUUAUAGGCCUAGGCUAGAAAUCUUUGGGGGGAUCUUUGCAGGAAUAAAAUUUGUAGUCGCUCUUACAGAAUUUAAUGGGUUAUAAACAAUUACUGCUUGGGGACCCAUCUCUGUGGGCCUGUAAGGGGACAGUGGUCUGGAAGAUACGGAGCCACUAAAAGCCUUCCAACAAAAACAGCCUGAAAAGUCUAAGAACAGAUGCUCCCUGGGACUCUGUUACUUGAAAUUAUAAUCACUCAAACCCCACAGCUCAGCAGUUGUCAGGCAGGUGUGUACAACCUAAGCUGCUGGGGAGCUCUGGGUUUUAGAGAACUAGGGGUUCAGCUGGGUGUACCAUGGCGGCUCCCAGUGGGGACACCAGCCUGCCC